GCCUGAAGUGGUCUGGUCACAACCAAAGAAUACAUGCACCUGACAGUCUGCGUCAGAGAGUAUAUAUCCACAUGGAGAACUCCACAUACACAAUGAAACUCCCAGAAAUCACGUGGGGAAAUAUAUCUUGAGGUGGUGUUCGUAAGAUCGAAUGGUAUUAAUUCGAGUAUAGUUUUUCAUUUUAGAAUGGCAUAUAAGGAAGAUCGUAAUGUUUUUGUUGGAUCUUUAUUAGGAAGUAUCAAAGGAAUUAAAUUGGAAAAGAAAAAUGGAGUGUGGAGUUCUAUUACCAAAAAUCUACGAAAAGUAGACCGUUUAGGUUCUUCUCAAGCAGUUACAGCUAUGUCUUGGGGUGAUGAAGAACAAAAAGAGAUUCUUAUUGGUCUUGCUGAUCAGACUGUGAAAGUCUAUGACACUGAAUAUAGUGUAUUCGGCAGCACUUUUAAAGCAGAUGUUGGCGAAGGAAAAAUCUGUGGUGUUAGCCGUUUUCAGGAAGGUGCUGUAAUUGCAGUACAAUCUGGACAUAUCAAAAUCAUGGCACAUGAGACAGAUGGUAUAUUAGAAAUUGGAGGACCAAUGGAGAAAAUGAAACAUAGUUCAUUAUCAAGUAAUAUAGUUGCCACUGGAGGCAAAGAGAAGGAACUUCAGCUUUGGGAUUUGGAAGAGAAGAAAUGUAUAUUCACUGCUAAGAAUGCAAGUAUAAAGUUUAUCAAAUUACAUGAUUAUCUUGAAUUGCGUGUUCCUGUAUGGGUGUCUGAUAUAGAUUUUUUACCUAAUUCAAAUAAGGUUGCAAUUUGCUCCAAAUAUGGUCAUGUUCGUAUAUAUGAUCCUAAAGGUCAUCAAAGACGACCAGUUUUUGACUUUCAUAUCCCUGAGCAAGUACUUACCGCUUGCAGUGUAUCAGCUUCUGGAGACAAAAUAGUUGUAGGGUCUGGUACUGGGCACAUGACAGCUGUUGACACUAGAGGAAAAGGAUGCCUCCACCAUCAGUACAAAGGGUCAGUGGGUAGUAUUCGAGAAAUUGUCUGUCAUCCCACAGAAUCUCUUAUUUUUAGUGUUGGUCUGGACAGGCAUUUGAAAGUCCACUCUUUGGAGUCUCCGAAAUUAUUAUUUAAAGAAUAUUUGAACACAAAGCUAAAUUGUGUGUUAGUGCGAAAUGAAUUAUUUUAUAAACAUCCAAAAGAAAAAGUGGCUGUUGAUUCUGAUUGCGAGAUAAUAGAACUUAGUGAUAAUGAAGAAAAUUUAAGUUCAGUGACACAUGAGAAACGAGCUUUAAAUAAACUUUUUGAAGAAAUGGAAUCUGUAAUUGAUGUGCAUAAAGCAAAGAAAACCAAAAGAAAGAGAGUAUAGAUAGAAGUAAAGAAUAAUUUCAGAUGUGUUGUGUUAACCACAUCUGAGGAAAAUGUACAUAAAAUAUUGUAUUUCUUGUGUUGAAUUCAUGUAAUAAAAGAACUUUUUUAUGAAGUAUUUUUACAUUAUAAUAAUUUGUAAGUUUUAAUUGUGCCCACAAACACAUUUCAACCUUUUACCAUAGAUCUUUACUUUAGGUUAAAAAGGCAAUUUAGAGUAACAUGCUUUUGUUGGAACAAGAUUGGAACAAAACUGAACUUGUCAAAUUUGUAAUAAAAACAUCACUACUUAUCCAUCAGUCAUUAAUAUUGACUUCCCUUCAAUGUAUUGUUUAAGCCAAUACAGUUGGCACAUUACUCUCUCGCCCUUAUGAAGGCAUUUCGUAAGAAGAAAGUAACAACUAAUA
Molecule: messenger RNA, 1753 nt
Organism: Gryllus bimaculatus (two-spotted cricket)
Lineage: Eukaryota; Metazoa; Arthropoda; Insecta; Orthoptera; Gryllidae
Source: the annotation of a GenBank genome assembly